AUGAAAGGAAUCGAGCAAGUACUACUCCGAACAGCACUGAAGACAAAACAAGACCGAUUGUAUUCCAUGCUAUUAAAAUGUGCUUGUAAAGAAGAGUGUUGUAAACGAUUCGUGCCUGGUAACCUUUGGAGGAGAAUCGAGGGUGAGUCAAGAGUCAUUUGUGAUAAUAUUCGCUCUAAUGCCAAGUCUAGGCUACAAGGGAAGUUCAGUGGGUUAUUGCAUCGGGAACUGAAUCAAAAACAGCCUGCAAGAGUAGUAGCAGACCCUGGUAGUGCUAGCCGUAGUGAUGUUUCCGAAAAUGCAAAAUUACCGCCUCGUGUUUCGGUCAUAGGCAGUGUAUCUUUUUCUAAUAACGCGCCCUCAGUUUUGGAUAUGGGCCCAAGUUUCUCACCUGUUCAAUCGAUAGGGCCCAGGGUAGUACGAAAGAUAGUGGGCAGCCUACAAUACGUACAUGACCGUCUGCGAUAUAGAGCAAAGAUCGGAGAGGAGGAAACGGGUAGAGGAAGUAAUAUUAAUGCGAAUUUCCCUGUGGUACCGUUCCCCGCAAUGAUAUUCAAACCUCAGGAUCCCCAUCCUCGAGUGGAUGCCAAGUUUCGUUUGUUCACCACAUCAGUUUUCUCGAUUCUCAAACGUUUUUCGAGAAAACAUCCUAUUUCUAAUCUCACGCCAAUGCAACGCUCUGGCCUACGUGAGAUACGCGAACUCUCAACACGUGGCGAGAUAAAGGUCACAAUCAGCGAUAAGGGAGGAGAGUUUGUGGUCAUAUCACGUGAACUAGACAUGGCUAUCACUCGAAAACAUCUGGAUGACGCUACACUCUACCACUCUUCGUCACAUGAAGAGUUCAUAAAACAGAGUCGCCGUCUCAAUAGAGUUUGGGUAGAGAUUGGAAAGGCUGCGGGGUUACAUAAAACAAUGAUCAAAAAGCUGAAAUACGAACUUCCUACUUGCCCAGUUUUAUACCUGCUAAUAAAAACACAUAAACUCUCUUCCUUUGCUUUCCUUUCAGAAGACCCGGAUGUAUUCAAAGUACGUCCUAUCAUAAGCAACGUAGGUGGCCCCACGGACAGAAUAUCUUGGCUUUUGAACGCUAUACUUGCACCAUUGCUCAAGUAUGUUCCCGCGCAUCUAUCCAACACCAACAUGUUCCUUGAGCAGCUUAAAAGAGUGCGUUCAGAAAAAGAAUGUGUCAUCGAAUCUUUCGACGUCACAUCGCUUUAUACAAAUGUUUCCAACGGCGCUGCAAUGCAAGCUGUGUUCGAGCUACUCGUAGAACAUCGGGACACCUUAGACUUGCACGAGUUUUCCAUAAGGCAAAUUAUGACGCUCCUGGAUGAAUGCUUAAAGUGCUCCAUUUUUCGUUGGGCCGGCAACUACUAUAGACAGGUCAGGGGAUUGGCCAUGGGACAAAGACUAGCUCCCACACUAGCCAUUGCAUUCAUGUCCAAAAUAGAACAACGCAUUCUGGAACGGAAACCUUUCCUGUAUUGCCGUUAUAUCGAUGACUGUUGCAUUAUAUGCCCCACUCAAGACGAGAUGGACACUUGUUUCGAGCUUCUAAACCAACAGUCCCCUUAUAUACGGUUCACAAGGGAGAAACCCAAAGAAAAUUGGCUGUCCUUCCUCAAUGUAGAAAUACAGUGGUCCAAUGGUGAAUGGAAGACACGAUGGUUCCGAAAACCUAGCAGCAAAAACAUUUUAGUUCAUUGUCUUUCCGCUCACCCUUGGAAAACUAAGAAAUCUGUGGUUAAAAACAUGUUUAGGACAGCCGUAAGGGUGACAUCAGAUGUCCAGGAGCGGAUCGAUGCGAUCAACCUAGCGCAACGCAUCGCGAAUUCUAACGGUUAA
Molecule: messenger RNA, 1848 nt
Organism: Necator americanus (New World hookworm)
Lineage: Eukaryota; Metazoa; Nematoda; Chromadorea; Rhabditida; Ancylostomatidae
Exons: 1
Coding region: 1-1848 (615 amino acids)
Source: RefSeq, a predicted model, not a curated record